AUGCUCGCAUCCCGCGGGUCCAUGGUGGUGAAGUUUCCUCCGUGCUUCAAGAAACGGCACACGAAUCUGACUCGCCUCGGCGAUGGAUCGGAUUUUGGCAUCAACCUUUUCUGCGGAAUGGAAUCAAUCAAUCGUUUUGCACCAGAUUUCCUUGCCAGCCGUGCUGAGUAUCCACUGGGAUGGGUACCCGGAGGCUGCCCGGGGCACUGCACCGCAAGCCACCAGAAGCCACAGCAUGAGUCUCAUGCAUUCAUCAUUCUAGAAUGUUUCUGGAGCAGCGGCAGAAAUUUGCCUUCUUCCAAUGGAAUGAGACGUGGUGGUACUAAUUGGGCAAACGUCUGA
Molecule: messenger RNA, 342 nt
Organism: Pochonia chlamydosporia 170
Lineage: Eukaryota; Fungi; Ascomycota; Sordariomycetes; Hypocreales; Clavicipitaceae
Exons: 1
Coding region: 1-342 (113 amino acids)
Source: RefSeq, a predicted model, not a curated record